CCCUGCUACGGACUCUACGUCGUGUCGGCUACGAAUCGCUCGAUCGCGUCCCCAAUACAUUACACAAUUUUAUCUGUGUCCAUAAUCGUGUUAGUGUUUAUUUAAAUUAUCAUUUUAAAAAACUAGUGUUGUGUUUUACGUGACUGUUUUUUUUUUCUGUUAUUUUUUUUUUUUAUUUGUGUGGCUUCACAAAGUUGCUGGACAGAUACUAAACUGAAUACCAAACCAAUGACUUGAGACCACCGAAUUCCACCAUGACGUGUCCGUUUCGCCGAGCGUCCUCCCAACAUCAGUUCGCCAAUGGCAGUGGAUCCAGUACAAAGAAAUCAGAAUUUAGAUCCCGACAGUCCUCGGUACACCUUCCAGGACCUGAAGAGGAAGAUGGAGAGAGAAACACCCUCACACUCAAAAACUUGAGUGAAGCACUCCAACUUCUCACAGCACCUUCGAACGAGUGCUUACACGCAGCAGUGACGGCUCUAACAAAAAACCAGGCGGAACACUAUGACAAAUACCACUGUUUGGUCGACUUCCAGCCCAAUCCAAUAUGGCUAACAAUAUCCAGGUUUUUUAUGCGGAUCUACACAAGUAAAACAAGAGGAAAACUUAAACGAAGACUUCCCGACGACGUAAAAACUUUUAGGAAUUACGCGUACUUGCAGGAAAUUUACGACGCGGUACGGGCUACUGACAGUGUUAGCACUAAGGACUUUAUGUCAAAAUUAGGAGAAUAUUUAAUUUUAACGGCAUUUUCACAUAAUUGUCGACUUGAGAGAGCGUUUAAAUGUUUAGGCACCAAUUUGACUGAAUUUCUCACCACAUUAGACAGCGUGCAUGAUGUUUUACAUGAUCAGGAUGAUGCUCUCAAAGACGAAACAGUGGAGUAUGAAGCAAAUUUCGUUUGUACCACGUCACAAGAGGGAAAGAUCGAGCUUCAUUUAACGACAGAGAGUGAACCUGUCGCCUACCUCCUUGUCGGCAGCUUGAAAUCCAUAGCAAGGCUGUUAUAUGACACACAGACGGACAUAAGACUGACGAGUUAUACUAACGAUCCUAGAAGAUUUAAGUACGAAAUAAACGCGGUACCUUUACAUCAAAAGUCAAAAGACAGCGAUUGUGAGCAAUCAGAAGCAUCGAGUAUUGCUACUUCGACAAAAGUGACGGACUUGAAGAUCGGAGUCGCUAGCUUCUGCAAGGCAUUCCCUUGGCAUUUCGUCACUGACAAACGACUGGAGCUCGUGCAAUUGGGUGCUGGUUUCAUGCGACUCUUCGGCACCUACCUAGCGUCUCACGGUUCCUCGCUCGGCACCUACUUCAGAUUGCUGCGACCAAGAGGUGUACCUCUCGACUUCCGUGAGAUCCUCAAGAGAGUCAAUACUCCUUUCAUGUUCUGCCUGAAGGUUCCUGGGUCUUCAUCACCAGCUGAGGGUCUGGAGAUCAAAGGUCAGAUGGUGUUCUGUUCCGAGUCAGACUCUCUCCUGUUCGUGGGGUCACCAUUCCUGGAUGGACUCGAAGGUCUCACUGGCAGGGGUCUCUUCAUAUCAGAUAUACCUCUGCAUGAUGCCACGAGAGAUGUCAUUCUGGUUGGCGAACAGGCUCGAGCGCAGGAUGGGCUCCGCAGACGCAUGGAUAAGCUGAAGAACUCAAUAGAAGAAGCCAGCAAAGCGGUAGACAAGGAGAGACAAAAGAACGUCAGUCUUCUGCACUUAAUAUUCCCACCCCAUAUAGCCAAGAGACUGUGGUUAGGUGAGAAGAUUGAAGCGAAGAGCCACGAUGACGUCACAAUGCUGUUCAGUGACAUAGUUGGUUUUACAUCAAUAUGUGCUACUGCUACUCCCAUGAUGGUGAUCGCUAUGCUUGAAGACCUAUACAGCGUGUUUGAUAUCUUCUGUGAGGAACUUGACGUUUAUAAGGUGGAAACAAUAGGCGAUGCGUACUGCGUGGCUAGUGGAUUGCAUCGUAAAAUUGAGACUCAUGCGCCACAGAUUGCUUGGAUGGCGCUACGCAUGGUUGAGACUUGUGCUCAGCAUUUAACGCAUGAAGGAAACCCAAUAAAGAUGCGUAUAGGUCUUCACACUGGAACAGUACUAGCUGGAGUCGUCGGGAAGACCAUGUUGAAGUACUGCCUAUUUGGACACAACGUCACGCUUGCCAACAAGUUCGAGUCUGGCUCCGAACCUUUGAAGAUCAACGUCAGUCCGACUACUUAUGAGUGGCUAAUAAAAUUCCCGGGCUUUGAGAUGGAGCCCCGGGAUCGUUCGUGUCUACCAAAUUCGUUCCCAAAGGACAUCCCGGGAACGUGUUAUUUUCUUCACAAGUAUUUACACCCGGGCACCGACCCUGCUGCCUCCCAGGUCAAACAUAUACAGGACGCCUUGAAAGAUUUCAACAUUGGUCAGACGAAACCAGAUGACAUAGAAAACGACGAAUCGAGUGGAGCAACUGAAUCUCAGAAUUAAAAUUCCAAAAUCGAUAAUUGUAAAUACUUCUCUCAUAAAUCGCUUUAUCCAAAGAAUUUGUUUCAUGUAAAAAUGACACUUAAAUGUUUUAAUACUCUUAGAUUUUAAGCGUUUUUCCUUUGACGUGGUUAGUUAAGAAUUUUGUGGCUAUGUUGUUGAAACUGAUUGCUUUUCUGUUAGUUGUAAUUUAGUGCUAAUGAUAAUUACGAUGAUACUGCGUACGUGUAUACAAGUUAUGUAUAGCGCAUUUUAAUUCACUAAUAGUGACAUUAUUGUAAUGUUUCUGUGUAUUAUAAUAAUUUUGAAAUCUGUACCUGUGGAUAUUAUUAGGUAUUUAGAUGUGUUUCUCUUAAGAAUUAAUUUAAUUUGUCUUUGUGCUUUUGAAAACAAAAAUGUCUGUCGCAAAUAGAACUAUCUUUUUCUAAAUCUGUUUUAAUGCUUGAGAGUUGCAUAACCUAUGUCUAAAACGUUAAGUUGCAUUUCAGUUAUCUCUCUAUCUAUUUACUUUAUAAUAAUACUUCAUAAAAAUGACUCUAUUUACUAAAGUAAAGGAUGUUCAUAUAAAUCCCAUAAAAAUUUAGUCCUAACUCAUAUAAUCCGUAGUUCACAUAACAAUUUCAUAUUUGUACCAACACAUUUUCAUAUAGAAGUAAUUUUUAGUGAUCUGUGUGAAGCUUUACUAUGUAAUCUUAAGAAAUAUGUACAUAAAGUUGAACCUGGGAUAAUUACGACUUACAUAGGUAGUAAAGCGAGGCUGUAGAUAAAAAAUAUUGUAUAUUAAAUACGUGUUUUGCUUCUAGAUAUAACUCGUUCAGUAUAAUAGAAAAAAACAUUAUAAGUACAUAUAAAAUUUGAAUUCAUAAUAGAAAAUAGUUGGAACAGAUUUGUAGCAUUUUUUCCCAAUUUUGUAGUUAUUUUUUCGGCUUAGUAAUAUCGGCUUAUUUAAAAAAAAAACACAGAAAUGUUUUGUGAUUUUUAGCGAAGUUCGAUUCUAAAUUCAAUUUGUAAACUGUCAUUUCUAAUUUCGAAUAUAGCUAACUGACUUUUCGUGUUCUCCAUUUUGAUUUUAUUUCAAAUCAUUGUCACAUUUAUUUCUUUUUCUAAUUCCCAUCUCGAUGCUAAGAUUUUUGAUGAGAAACUUUUUAUACUACCUAUAUUUUAAUUUGUAAUAUUUAUAAUGUAGUGGUAAGUAAAUAAUGUAUAUUAAACUUCUGAACACUAUACAUACUUACAAAGAAGCGUAUGUUCUAAAAUAGUUAAUGUGCUUACUGCGUACCUUGAAUACUGUUAGGUAUUGUAAUUAAUUAAAUAAAUAAAUAAAUAAAAAUAUUUGUUUUCAUGGGUGAUUCAUCAACUCGUCCCUCCUACGGCCCAUUUGGGACGACUUGCAGAAAAUCAAAAUAAAUAUUAUUUUCAUUCUGCAACUCGUCCCACGUUACUUUUUGGGUGGGAUUUUAAACUUUAUAAUCGUUUGGUACAGUCAGUUAGACAAGAUAAUUUUAGUAAUAUUUUAUAGUUAAGUAUAUUUCAAUUCGUUUUGUUCAUAGAUUGUUCAAUGAAUGAAAAUAAUAUUUAUUUCGAUUUUCUGCAAGUCGUCCCAAAUGGGCCGUAGGUGGGACGAGUUGAUGAAUCACCCGUUUUCAUAUCUUUAUCAAAAGCUAUAACACUGCGUUCAAGAUUACGGGUAAAUUAGAACUCAUUUUAAGAACCGAAGAACCAAGUAAAUAGGUUCAAAAUUAUGUCUAAAAUAACUUCGUAAGUCAACUCUAUUUUCCGGAGCUGCGGACAACCUAGCGGGUUUACCGGGGCUCCGGCUCGACGGGCAGGAGUAGGAACGGGGUGGUUUUUAGUCAGUAAGAGUCUGACACUCCCUCUCGCCUCGCCCAAGGCGGGAGAAGUCAUUGGAUGAUUUUCCACCCUCAAAAAAAAAAAAAAAAAAGUCAACUCUAUUUAGGCGCUUUAUAAUAUAAUGUACACUAUCAAUACAUUGAAUGGUUGGUUCUCAUUAAAAAAGGCAUAAUACGACCAAUUUGUAAUGUCAUAUUUCAUAUAUACUUUUGACUUUACGCUAUAUAUCUCUAUGAUGUAUAAAUAAUAUACUAGAAUGUUCUACAGAUUCUCUAUAUAUACUCACAGGCUAUUUAUGUACUCAAUAUUCUAUUAUAUAUAUAGCCAUAUACAUUCCACAUUGAAAAAAAAACGUUUAAAUUUUUGCAGUGUUGUGAUUUAGUGUAUUAGAUUAAAUUAUGUAAUAUAAACCGUUUGUUUGUUAAGAUAAAGUUCAUAUUGCUAUGCUUGAAAGUGUUUGCGUCACAUAUCGCAUAGGUUACAUUUAACUCUCAUCUAGUCACUAAUUGUAAGUAAUUUUAGUGUUCUGUUAUUUUAUUAUAUGACUCUGCAUGGGACAAAAAGCA
Messenger RNA from Spodoptera frugiperda (fall armyworm), 4873 nucleotides. It is a transcript of the gene Gycalpha99B, whose product is annotated as head-specific guanylate cyclase. Gene Ontology annotation, cellular component: guanylate cyclase complex, soluble. The transcript has 16 exons. The coding region runs from base 255 to 2459 and encodes 734 amino acids. The record is from RefSeq and is a predicted model, not a curated record. Gene Ontology annotation, molecular function: heme binding; guanylate cyclase activity. Lineage: Eukaryota; Metazoa; Arthropoda; Insecta; Lepidoptera; Noctuidae. Gene Ontology annotation, biological process: cGMP biosynthetic process; response to oxygen levels.